Messenger RNA from Gossypium raimondii (Peruvian cotton), 2565 nucleotides. RefSeq names its product probable xyloglucan glycosyltransferase 5. The transcript has 5 exons. Lineage: Eukaryota; Viridiplantae; Streptophyta; Magnoliopsida; Malvales; Malvaceae. Gene Ontology annotation, molecular function: glycosyltransferase activity. Gene Ontology annotation, cellular component: Golgi apparatus. Bases 270 to 2312 code for a protein of 680 amino acids. The record is from RefSeq and is a predicted model, not a curated record.
AUAUAUAUAUAGUAAAAAUGGAGUGCCUGAGAGCUUGUCUGGUUAUUAAACCAUAAAAAAGGAAAAUGGGUUCUUACUUCCAGCUGCAGAUACUUUUCCUCAUAACAUUGUUUUCCAAUGUUGGGUAUCCCUUUUGCUACUACAAAAUGCAAACAUUCUUUUAGUUUUAUUUCUUACUUAAGAUAUGAGUUUCCAACCAUUGCUGUAAAGCAUUUUUUAUUUUGUUUUUGUCAAAGUAGAAAGACCAAGACCCAGCAUUUACAAUUAGAAUGGCUCCAAAAGGCACGCCGGUGGUAGUUAAAAUGGACAACCCAAGCUACUCGGUGAUGAAAAUCGACGACCCAGAUGCUGCAUUCAAGCCUAUGGAAAAAACCAGAGGAAAAAACCCAAAGCAAGUGACUCGGGUUUUACUUCUCAAGGCUCACCGUGCUGUCGGUCGUGUUGCUUGGAUUGCUACACUCUUCUGGGAUUUGCUUGGAACCAUUAAAAGAAGGUUGAUCUUCAGGCAAGACGUUGUAAUGGCUACUGAAAAGUUGGGGAAAGGGAAACUGCUCUUUGCAGCCAUUAAAGCCUUCCUCCUAACUUCAUUGGCGAUUCUCUCUUUUGAGGUUGUUGCUUAUUUCAAUGGCUGGCAUUGUUUUCAAAAUCCCAGUUUGCACAUUCCUAGUGAUGAUGAUAUCCAGGGGUUGCCCCACUUGGUUUAUGUUACUUGGUUGCCGUUUAGAGCCGAUUACAUUGCACCAUUAAUUCAAGCAUUGUCUAAGUUUUGUGUAGCUCUGUUCCUUGUCCAAUCUGCAGAUCGUUUCAUGCUUAGCUUAGGCUGCUUUUGGAUUAAAUACAAGAAGAUUAAGCCGAGAAUCGAGGGGGAUCCAUUCGAGUCGGGUGAUGUUGAAGGGUGUAGCUAUGAGUACCCCAUGGUUCUUGUUCAAAUCCCAAUGUGUAAUGAGAGGGAGGUAUACGAGCAGUCUAUCUCUGCUGUCUGCCAACUCGAUUGGCCAAAGGAUCGGUUAUUGAUUCAGGUUCUUGAUGAUUCCAAUGAUGAGAGCAUCCGAUAUUUAAUUAAGGCAGAGGUUGCUACAUGGAGCCAAAGGGGUAUCAACAUAAUUUAUCGCCAUCGCUUGGAAAGAACUGGUUACAAGGCUGGGAAUCUUAAGUCUGCAAUGAGCUGCGAGUAUGUAAAGGCUUAUGAGUUUGUAGCGAUAUUUGAUGCUGAUUUCCAACCUAGUCCGAAAUUUCUAAAGCAGACGGUGCCACAUUUCAAGGACAAUCCCGAGUUAGGUUUAGUUCAGGCUAGAUGGGCUUUUGUGAACAAGGAUGAGAAUUUGUUGACACGACUACAGAACAUUAAUUUGUGCUUCCACUUUGAAGUUGAGCAGCAAGUUAAUGGUGUGUUUUUAAAUUUCUUUGGAUUUAAUGGAACGGCUGGUGUUUGGAGAAUUAAAGCUCUUGAGGAAUCUGGAGGCUGGCUUGAAAGGACAACCGUUGAGGAUAUGGACAUAGCCAUUCGUGCACAUCUCAAUGGUUGGAAAUUCAUCUUCCUUAAUGAUGUAAAGGUCCUUUGUGAAGUUCCAGAAUCAUAUGAAGCAUACAGGAAGCAGCAACACCGAUGGCAUUCGGGACCUAUGCAGCUCUUCCGCUUAUGCCUUCCAGCAAUUUUAAAUUCCAAGAUAGCAAUAUGGAAGAAAGCAAACUUAAUACUACUAUUCUUUUUAUUGAGGAAACUUAUCCUUCCCUUCUACUCCUUCACAUUGUUUUGCAUAAUUCUUCCUCUAACCUUGUUUGUUCCCGAGGCUGAGCUUCCUGUUUGGGUGAUUUGUUACGUACCUGUUUUUAUGUCAUUCCUCAACAUUCUUCCGUCCCCCAAAUCGUUCCCUUUCAUUGUUCCUUACCUUCUAUUUGAGAACACCAUGUCCGUGACCAAAUUCAAUGCAAUGGUAUCUGGAUUGUUCCAGUUGGGUAGUUCCAAUGAGUGGGUUGUAACCAAGAAGGCUGGCAGGUCAUCAGAAUCUGACUUAGAGGCUGCUACCGAGAGGGAAUCAAAGAUAACAAACCAGCAGCAUAUCCCGAGGGGAGCUUCACAAAGUGAGUUCACUGAAUAUAAUGAAUUAAAGGAACAGAAAGAAGCCGCCCCUAUACUGAUUAAGAAGGUCAAUAAGAUAUACAGGAAGGAGCUCACUCUAGCAUUCCUCCUCCUAGCAGCUUCUGUUAGGAGCCUGUUAUCAGCCCAAGGAGUACAUUUCUAUUUCCUCCUCUUCCAAGGGGUGACCUUUCUCCUAGUGGGUCUUGAUUUAAUAGGAGAGCAGAUGAGCUAAUAUUGCUCUGCAUGGAAGCUAGAGAGAGCGAGCGUAAGGUGCUAAAACUCUGUCAAUAUUCAUCGACAAAAGCUGGAUUUCGGGUUUGGAGAAAUGAUUCAAGGGUUCCAUCCAGUUGAAUAACCAAAGUUUCAUUUUCCAUACUAGCUUUGAGAUGCCAAAUAUAAGGGUUUUUUUUUAAUUAAUCAGUAACCCUACUUUUCUGUAGUCACACAUUUUAUUUCAUAUUUUAUAUGUUUAUAAUUUUUCACAA